Rhodofomes roseus is the source of this 788-nucleotide messenger RNA. RefSeq lists its product as uncharacterized. The record is from RefSeq and is a predicted model, not a curated record. The transcript has a single exon. The coding region runs from base 270 to 749 and encodes 159 amino acids. Lineage: Eukaryota; Fungi; Basidiomycota; Agaricomycetes; Polyporales; Fomitopsidaceae.
CCGCAAGGCUACCAGCUUCAAACACCCUGCUGCAUAGCUGGAGCUGAUUCGUCCCGGGCCCUGGAUUGCCUUUGAAACGCGUGCAAUGAACACUAGAAGUUCUCGUCAUUUUCUCAUUAGUAGCCUAAAUCUCCCUGAAUGAUAUUGCGCCUCGACCGGGAUGAUGAUCACUCGCACACUGUCCGCCAUCUACGUUUGGAGGAUCAAAUAAAAAUCGGCAUCUUACUUCUUGUCACUAAGGCCCGCUCACGUCGGUCCAUGCAAAGUCCAUGACAUCGACUGACAUGGGUGCCUGCGUCAGUGAAAUAAGUAGUCGCCGAUACAGCACUCACCAACAGUCACAACGAAACACCCGGUUUGACACACGUCUGCACAAGGGUGACGAGCGCUGCCUGACAGCAAACACAUACAUUCACACAUGCAUACAAUCCAUCAUACACGAACCGCCAGCUAGCGACUCAUCACGACACAUACGGUAUACGGCAGGGACACGCGCCUGGUACAAGAUGCCUGCUGAGACGGUGACCGACUGGAGGACGCAACGCAGCGCCAGUGAAACGAGUAGCGAGACAUACCGCGGCGAGCACCGACCUAUACACCCCAGACCGACCUCCUCUCCGCAACCAGCAACCACCCAACCAGACGCGGCGCCCUCUCCCGUCCCGCUCGCCCCUGCCAGACCACGACCGGAAAGAUCGAGGCCAGCAAGGUGGAGGGAAGGAGGACUAAUGAGAUGGGAGCAUCAGUAGGAAGGGAAGUAAAAGGAAAAGAACCCGGAAAUGACAGGG